Messenger RNA from Thamnophis sirtalis, 2310 nucleotides. It is a transcript of the gene SLC25A17, whose product is annotated as solute carrier family 25 member 17. Gene Ontology annotation, cellular component: mitochondrial inner membrane; peroxisomal membrane. Lineage: Eukaryota; Metazoa; Chordata; Lepidosauria; Squamata; Natricidae. The record is from RefSeq and is a predicted model, not a curated record. Gene Ontology annotation, molecular function: FAD transmembrane transporter activity; AMP transmembrane transporter activity; NAD transmembrane transporter activity. Gene Ontology annotation, biological process: mitochondrial ADP transmembrane transport; mitochondrial ATP transmembrane transport.
CGAUACGUUGCUUCCCUCUCUAGCCUCUCCAUUUCUGUGCUCUCUUUCAGGCAGACGGGGGAGAUCGCACCAGCGGCAAUCGGGCCCUGCCAAAGGUGCAGCUAUGGUCGGCGUCUUCUCCUACGAGAGCUUGGUCCAUGCCAUGGCUGGAGCUGUGGGUAGUGUGACAGCAAUGACAGUGUUUUUUCCUCUGGAUACAGCUAGACUAAGACUUCAAGUUGAUGAAAAACGCAAAUCAAAAACCACACAUGCAGUUCUUUUGGAGAUAAUUAAAGAAGAAGGCAUCAUUGCACCAUAUCGAGGGUGGUUCCCUGUUAUCUCCAGCCUUUGUUGUUCCAACUUCGUCUAUUUCUAUACAUUUAAUAGUUUAAAAACUCUUUGGGCUAAAGGUCAUCAUUCAACUACAGGAAAGGACUUGAUUCUUGGUGUGGUUGCAGGUGUAGUGAAUGUACUGUUGACUACUCCGCUCUGGGUGGUAAAUACCCGUCUUAAACUCCAGGGGGCAAAAUUUAGAAAUGAAGAUAUUAUACCAACCAAUUACAAAGGCAUUGUAGAUGCCUUUCAUCAGAUAAUUCGAGAGGAAGGAAUCUUGGCUUUGUGGAAUGGUACUUUUCCCUCACUGCUCUUAGUAUUUAACCCUGCCAUACAAUUCAUGUUUUAUGAAGGGCUUAAGAGAAAAAUUUUAAAAAGACAACUGCAGCUGUCUUCACUGGACGUUUUCGCUAUUGGAGCAAUAGCCAAAGCAAUUGCCACUACCCUCACUUACCCUAUGCAGACAGUACAGUCAAUUUUACGGUUUGGACAUCACCGACUAAACCCUGAAAACAGGAGAUUAGGUAGUCUUAAAAAUGUCCUCUACCUUCUUCAGCAAAGAAUAAAGCGCUUCGGAUUAGUGGGACUCUAUAAAGGACUAGAAGCAAAGCUACUCCAGACAGUCCUCACUGCUGCACUCAUGUUUCUUGUCUACGAAAAACUUACUGCUAUUACUUUCACAGUCAUGGGGUUAAAGCAUCCCUUAAAGAACUAAAAUAUUUUAAUAUAAAGCAUAUAAAACAGAGAGAGGAAAUCAGAAUACCUGACAAAUGAUUGGGUGCCAUAAACAAUUUUAUCCCAAGGCCAAAAUUUUAUUUUACUGUGCUUUUGUUUUCAAUCAAAACUGUUGAAUGUAUCUAUAUUCCAGUAUCUAGAAGGCAUCACUUUUAGUCAGUUUUAUGUAAAGAUUGGGGCAUUCUUUGAUUUUUUUAUAUAUAUUUUAAAAUACCCUUUAAGCACUAAUUCUCCAUUUGCUGUCAGAUGAUAUUCCAAAUAUUUGGUGUUACAUGAUAAUCUUAAUGAGUCCAAUAAAGAUUUUAUUACAAAAUGUCCUUAGAAGAUAAGCUUUAAUUGGUUAAGAAUAUUUUAAUUGUCUUGGAAGAACUGAGUUGUGUUCUUUUAUGCCUUCUUCUGUAGCAACCUAAGAAUUUUGAAGAAUGGAUUUGAAAUUGUUUUAAGCAUCAAUUUUAUUACCGUUUUAAUGCUUAAUUAAAUAUUGUGUCAAGCUUCCCUGAUAUGAUAAAAUUGAAUAAUAUAUGUACAUACAUAUAGAAUGUUAAUCAUGUCAGAUUUCUGACAUUUAAGAAAUUAAAAUUAUUCCAUACAUACUCUUCUCCCUCUUCUAUCAUAUGAACUAUUUUAACAUAAAUUGCAGAAUUGGGAAUUAUCUUUUUAUACUAGUAGAAGCCCCAACUUAAAAAAAAAUGUAAUUACCAUAUGAGAUUGUUCAAACAUUGUGAUGAUUUAUUAUAUAUCAAAGUAGGUAACUAUGAAUCUUGGGUUUAUAUGUUACCUCUCUGAUUUAAUUAUGGGGCAGUUGAAAACUUCAGUUUUUUAAAUUGCAUUUUUCUUUUUGUUCUAAUCCAAGUCAACUUCAAAACAUAGGCAUAAAAAGGUUUAUUACUUUCAAUAAAUUAUAGUUAAGAUUUAACUAUGCUAUUGGUUUAAACAGUAUUUUAAGCAAUAUUUAUAUAUGGUUAAUAAACAAAAUUAGUUCCUGCAGCCAUGCUGAAAGAAAAGAAUAAAGAUGGAAUGUGCAAGUUUAUGAUUCAUUCUUAUUGUGAUAAAUCAUAGUAUUGAACUAUAUGUCUAUUAAAUAAAUGCACAUAUGCCCUAUUAUUAAAACUGUAAUUAAAUUUUGAAAAAAGAACCAACCUACAGCAAAUAAUAAACAUUCCAUAUUGUAACUGUAAUAAGUGAAAGACUAAGAAUUAUUCAAUAAUAUUUAUUAUUACUGAGAUCCAUAAUUGAUUAAUAAAGAAUAAACUUGGUUUGAAA